Molecule: messenger RNA, 675 nt
Organism: Hippopotamus amphibius kiboko
Lineage: Eukaryota; Metazoa; Chordata; Mammalia; Artiodactyla; Hippopotamidae
Gene: ICOS
Product: inducible T cell costimulator
Exons: 5
Coding region: 1-630 (209 amino acids)
Biological process (GO): T cell costimulation; cell-cell adhesion; T cell tolerance induction
Source: RefSeq, a predicted model, not a curated record
AUGAAGUCAGAUCUCUGGUAUUUCUUCCUCUUCUGCUUCCAAGUUGAAGUUCUAACAGGAGAAUUCAAUGAUUCUGCCACGUCUGAGAUGUUUAUAUUUCACAAUGGAGGUGUACAAAUUUUGUGCAAAUACCCUGAUACUGUCCAACAAUUCAAAAUGCAGUUGCUGAAAGGGAAUAAUAUACUCUGUGAUCUCACUAAGACAAAAGGAAGUGGAGACACGGUGUCCAUCAAGAAUCUGAACGUCUGUCAAUUUCAGUUAUCCAAUAAUAGUGUCUCUUUUUUCCUGUAUAACUUGGACAGUUCUCAUGCCAGCUAUUAUAUCUGCAAACUAUCAAUUUUUGAUCCUCCUCCUUUUCAAGUAGAUAUUCUAAGCAGAGAAUAUUUGAAUAUUUAUGAAUCACAGCUUUGUUGCCAACUGAAGUUCUGGUUACCCAUAGGAUGUGCAGCUUUUGUUGUAGUCUGCAUUUUUGGAUGUGUCCUUACAUGUUGGCUUACAAAAAAGAAGCUUCCGUCCAGCGUGCACGACCCUAACAGUGAAUACAUGUUCAUGGCCGCGGUGAACACUGCUAAGAAGCCUGGACCCACAGAUGUGACCCGUAAUUUGGAAAUUUCUGGCACCCAGGCAUGAACCACGUUGGCCAGUUUCCUCCAACUUGAAGUGCAAGAUUCUCUA